Molecule: messenger RNA, 1043 nt
Organism: Eutrema salsugineum
Lineage: Eukaryota; Viridiplantae; Streptophyta; Magnoliopsida; Brassicales; Brassicaceae
Exons: 5
Coding region: 71-928 (285 amino acids)
Cellular component (GO): chloroplast
Source: RefSeq, a predicted model, not a curated record
GAGAAACUCGCGUGUACAUCCAUUAACCCCUAAGCCACACAAUAACGAAUCAUAAUGGAAAUAGACUCCAAUGACUACUUCCUGCUCUCUCCUCCAUGCUUCUCCUCCCUCCGCCGCCCUUCUUCGGCGCUUCCUCCACCGGUCUUGGUCUUCCUCCAAGGUCCACCACCGUAUUUCUCGAGUCUUGAAUAAUGCCAGCAGGACUGAAGUAUCCAUUGAUAAAUCAGAAGCAGACAAGCUUGUUGAUAAGAUUGAUUUUGGGGAGCUAUGCAAUGAAUUUGAGUGCACAAGUAGCCCGCAGGUCGAAUCCACUGCCAGACAACUUGCUCGCGAUAUUCUUGAACUCAGGGAAGGAAACCGCGCCUUUGCGUGCUAUGCAGUUUCCGUUAGAUAUAAGGAUGCGAUUAGAUGUUUUACAGGCCGUGAGAAGUAUAAAAGACCACUGUGGAUAACUAAUGGGUUAGAGAAUCCCACCGUGACAAUACAAGAGAUGGUAAUGUUAUCAACCAGUGUCUUGCGUAUUAGAUGGACAGUCAAAGGAAAACCAAAAUCUAUUCUUGCUACUGUGAGUGGAGAUCUGAUCAUCAAAGUCAAAUCUGAGUUUACUCUUAACCAGAUUAGUGGCCAAGUGAUUGAGCAUGAAGAGUAUUGGGAUUCAUCUUCAUCGUCCCCUAUUGCUCAAGCUUAUUUCUGGACAUCCCGCCGCCUCUUUGCUUCUUCUGAAUCCACAAAAGACUUGGUCGAUGCCACGAAAGACAUCACAGCCAGUUUCACAACUCGGGGAGAAGAUACAGAGAUAUAUCGUGAUCCAACCGAUCCAACUAAGUAUUUCCAAAGAGACGACAGCUUGGAGAGAGAUGUGUAUCAGAUUGCACUGUUUCUUGCAAUUGUCUACUUUGUUGUACAGUUCUUGAGGAACACCCUCUAAUUACACCCCCUCUCUCUCAUCUCUCUAUAACAUAUAAUGUAAAUGUCUAUAUAUUGUUGUAUAUGAUCUGUAUAAAAAAACUGAACAACAAAUUGAGAAGUGUGUUUGUUGAGAU